AUGCGGGCUCGUCUGACUCGAGCUAGCGAAGUCCGGGCUGCUUGCUUGCUUACUUGCUCUCUUGCUUGCUUGUGGUGGUUUUGGCGAGCGUCGAUUGGGUCUACAGAAGAGCUAGGGGUGAGCUUGCACGUUACAUCACCGGUGCGGUUCUCCUCAGUUAAAAGUCACCCCCGCUUUGGCUCCUAUUGCAAAAACCGCCUUAGAAGCUUAAGGACCUCGCUGCUAAUGGAUUUGCACACCCCACGCAGACUUCUCUGUGAGACGCAGCUUUUGAAGACCCCUGCUCUAGAACAAAGGAUUAGUAUCACAUUUUACGUGAAUCUAAAAAAGUCUGCAAAUGAAACUCAUCGUCCUUUAAAAGAAGCCUAUGGGAAUGAAAUCAUGUCAAGGGCCAGGGUUUUUGAUUGGCACAAAAGGUGCCAGGAAAGAGCAGGAAGAUGUUCUAAUCUAGAUGAUGCCCGGAGCAGUUGUCCAGUUAACCACCCAGAUGAGGAUAUACAGGAGGUCAAGGAUUUAGUUUAUGUAAACAGGCAGCUCACUGUGAGGAGGAUGGCUGAAGAGUUAAGUUUAGAUAUAGAAACCUUCAGACUCAUUGUAAAAGAAAACUUGAACAGGAAGAAAGUUUCUGCAAGAGUAUCUGGUACUUUGAAGGAUGAGCCUCAAUCUGUAAAACUAGACUUACAGUGUGAUUUUUCUGUGGAAAUGGAAAAAAGUAAUCCUUGCUUAGGGAAAAAGGUAGCUAGUUCUGGGAACUGGAUGCUUCAGCAGUGUCAAGAAAGCAGGGAAAAGGCCUCUGCCUGGAUCCUAUCACAGGAUGCCCUGCCCUGGCAGCCACCUUCUGCAGGCCACAUCCUCAGCCAGCCUUCUACGAGAGCCAGCUCAAGAGUGGUUUCAGUCUUGAUGAGAUGGCUCAACCCAAGUUAG
Molecule: messenger RNA, 924 nt
Organism: Suncus etruscus (white-toothed pygmy shrew)
Lineage: Eukaryota; Metazoa; Chordata; Mammalia; Eulipotyphla; Soricidae
Gene: GVQW3
Product: GVQW motif containing 3
Source: RefSeq, a predicted model, not a curated record